CUGAGGUCACGCAGUCUCAGGCUUGCCGCUUCCUAGCUCCCAUUCCCGACUCCUACUGCUCGAUCUACUUCUCAUUCAGCGGGGACACAAACGACCACCGCAUCUGGUUCCUCGAUUUGUUUUGAUCAGCACAGAGAGAUGAGGACUUGUGCUGUGGCCUUUGCCGCUCUUCUGCUGCUGCUACUUCUGGCUACAAGAGCACAUGGAAUCAGGCUAGACAGGCAGUUACAUGAAGCAAUCAACAGCAAGGAGAUGGCCGAUCCCAAGUCCGGCGACGGCGAAGCGUCCAUUGCUGACGACUCAGUGAAGAAGCACUGCACUCCCGAUGGGCGUUGCUCAGGAGCAAAGGUGAAAAAGGCGCUGGCGCACGCUGAAGCAACGGCAGAAGCGAAGCACCAGCAGGUCAGCUCGACUGGAAACGGUCACACCACGACGGUCGACGACGCCGAGGCAGCGAGCCAACCGCGCGUGGCGCGGCAGCGGCAGCAGACGUACCCGGACCUGAUGGACAUCGCCGGCAUGGACUACUCGCCGGCGACGAGAAAGCCUCCCAUCCACAACUGAGCGCCGCCGCCGGCCGGCCGGCCACGCUUGGUGGUUCAGAAAAGAUGAGCACGUGAGUGAUGCACGCGGUACAAGUGCUUAGCUAUAGCUAGCUAGUUGGUGCUUGCGACUGGCCUAUUAGCUUUGUUUGUUCAUUAGUUUAGCUAGCUCUAUAGCUGCUGCAUGCUAGCCGUAGUAGUAGUGGCUAGGGAGUGCUCCGGCGAGAUCCUGAUUCCCGAGUCGUGACCCGACCCCUGCUGAAAUAGAAUAGUGCAUACAGCUAGUGACCCACGGAUACUGGACAGCUUCGCAGGAAAUGCUGCACCUUUUGUGACGACGAUACUACAAAUCUUGGCGUUUUUAUCACCUCUCUCUCUCUCCCCCGCGGAUGUAAUAAUGUAACAUGCCUGCCUGUCUGACCGCACUUGUAACACAACACCGCGCUAAUUUUGACCGCUUCUCGUCUUCAGUAUUCAGUUAUUCACCGAUCCCAUGGUUAA
Messenger RNA from Setaria italica (foxtail millet), 1043 nucleotides. RefSeq lists its product as uncharacterized. Bases 139 to 564 code for a protein of 141 amino acids. The transcript is spliced from 5 exons. NCBI's taxonomy places the organism in Eukaryota, Viridiplantae, Streptophyta, Magnoliopsida, Poales, Poaceae. The record is from RefSeq and is a predicted model, not a curated record.